This is a messenger RNA of Eremothecium cymbalariae DBVPG#7215, 1200 nucleotides long. It is a transcript of the gene PEX13, whose product is annotated as peroxin PEX13. The record is from RefSeq and is a predicted model, not a curated record. The coding region runs from base 1 to 1200 and encodes 399 amino acids. Lineage: Eukaryota; Fungi; Ascomycota; Saccharomycetes; Saccharomycetales; Saccharomycetaceae. Gene Ontology annotation, cellular component: peroxisomal membrane; peroxisomal importomer complex; peroxisome. Gene Ontology annotation, molecular function: protein binding. The transcript has a single exon. Gene Ontology annotation, biological process: protein import into peroxisome matrix, docking.
AUGUCAACUAGCAAGCCAAGACCUAAACCCUGGGAAGCUAACAGUAUAAGUUUCCCGAAUAAUAGUGCAGGCACUAUUGAGGAUACCAACAGUUUAUCUAUGACUGGAGCUGCAUCCAGUGGGUCUAAAUCUUCCGAAUAUGCAAAUAUUCCGGAUCUUCCAUCUAAACCUGUGGCUUUAAACGAUGAGUCUGGUUUUAAAAAUUCCACAUCACCACAUAUGCUUAAUAACUCGUCGUAUGGGGGGAACAUGUAUGGUUCUGGUGGUAUGUAUGGUAGUUCUAUGUAUGGAGGAGGUUAUGGGUCGAUGUAUGGCGGUGGUUUUGGUUCUAUGUACGGGGGUGGGUAUGGUGGUGGGAUGUAUGGGAAUGGUUAUGGCGGUGGGAUGUAUGGAAUGGGGGGUAAUGUUGGGAACAAUGGUGGUAUUGCCGAAUCUACACAAGCUACAUUUCAUUUGAUUGAAAAUCUGAUUGGUGCGGUUACUGGAUUUGCGCAAAUGCUGGAAGCAACGUAUAUGGCAACGCACAAUUCGUUUCUGACUAUGAUAUCAGUAGCAGAGCAAUUCCAAUAUGCGAAGGAAAUGUUAGGUUCUUUCCUAGGCAUAUUUGCAAUUAUGAAGUUUUUAAAGAGAAUGCUGUAUAGGGUGACAGGUGGUAAGAUGGGGAUAGCACCAAAGAAACAACUAGCGGGGGGUGUAGGUGACAACAAGUUGCUAGAGGAAUUUGAGCAUUUUAAAUCAGGAAAGAAUGGUACGAAUAUGGUAGGUGUUAAGAAACCUAAAAAAAUGUCUUUACGCCCUUUGCUGUUGUUUUUAGCAGCUGUCUUUGGAUUCCCUUGGUUGUUAAAUAAGUUUAUUACUAAGCUGCAGGAAAUGCAAAAUGUGAGGCGUAUUGCCGGUGGUCCUGCACAACACCAACUUCAAGGAAUUGAUCUCAACAAUUUGGAGUUUGCAAGAGCUGUUUAUGAUUUUACUCCUGAAAAUCCACGCAUAGAAUGUUCGCUGAAGAAGGGUGAUUUAAUGGCUAUUAUUUCCAAGUUGGAUCCUACUGGGAACGAAUCACAAUGGUGGAAAGUUAGAACGAAGAAAGGCGAAGUUGGCUAUAUUCCAAGCAAUUACAUCGAGCUUAUUAGAAGACAAAGAGAGAUCGAGCCAAUACCCGAUGCUAUUUCUCCGGUAUCUCCAACCUUACCUACUGCAUGA